This is a messenger RNA of Porites lobata, 611 nucleotides long. Lineage: Eukaryota; Metazoa; Cnidaria; Anthozoa; Scleractinia; Poritidae. The record is from the annotation of a GenBank genome assembly.
AUGAAAGGAUCAACUUGUCUGAUGAUCUACUCUUUCACAAUGCACAGUCAGCCCAUCUGCUCCAUCAACCCCCCCCCCCCCUGCCUUGAUAAUCAAUUGUGGAUCAUCACAAAUGAAGCUGUCAAAAGUCCAGGUAUCACCACCACAAUGUAUAUAAUACGUGACAAUACCCUUCAGCUAACCAGCCUUUCCAGCACCAAACUUUGGAGUUGUCAAGUUACCUGGCUCCCUUGUGAGAUAGAGGCCUUAUCCAUCCCAGCUGCAAUGAAACACUACAGCUCUUACAGUUGAAAACACCAGCCUGCAUUCUCACUAACAAUAAAGCACGUGUGUGGGCAUUUGAAAAGCUCUGUCGUGGUGAGUUUCCCUCAAACGCUCGUGUUCCCACCUUCCUUUCCACCAUCAGUAGGUGCCAAGCCUCUGUUCAUCAUGUUGCUGGAGCCACUAUCCUACCAUCUGACUUUGCCAGUGGCAAUGCCCGUAAGUGCGACAACUCAACUUGCCAAGUUUGCAGCUUCAUCCAACUCACCAAGGAUUCUGUGGUUCUCUGUGCAUCUGUCCAAAGCAUACUAGUAGGAAAGGCUAAACUUCAUUUCACUAGAAAAAGCUGA